Hyaena hyaena (striped hyena) is the source of this 3176-nucleotide messenger RNA. It is a transcript of the gene USH1C, whose product is annotated as USH1 protein network component harmonin. Gene Ontology annotation, biological process: inner ear receptor cell stereocilium organization; inner ear auditory receptor cell differentiation; inner ear morphogenesis. Gene Ontology annotation, cellular component: photoreceptor inner segment; plasma membrane; stereocilia ankle link complex. The transcript has 27 exons. Bases 80 to 2860 code for a protein of 926 amino acids. The record is from RefSeq and is a predicted model, not a curated record. Lineage: Eukaryota; Metazoa; Chordata; Mammalia; Carnivora; Hyaenidae. Gene Ontology annotation, molecular function: protein binding.
UGCGGCUCCAGCCGGCUUGGGGCCGCCAGGGAUCCGAAGUAGCGAGUUGUGCGACGACGCUGUACGAUCUGGCCCAGCCAUGGACCGGAAGGUGGCUCGAGAAUUCCGGCACAAGGUGGAUUUUCUGAUUGAAAAUGAUGCGGAGAAGGACUAUCUGUAUGAUGUGCUGCGGAUGUAUCACCAAACCAUGGAUGUGGCCGUGCUUGUGGGAGACCUGAAGCUGGUCAUCAAUGAGCCUAGCCGCCUGCCGCUGUUUGACGCCAUCAGGCCCCUGAUCCCGCUGAAGCACCAGGUGGAAUACGACCAACUGACCCCCCGGCGUUCCAGGAAGCUGAAGGAGGUGCGUCUGGACCGUCUGCAUCCCGAAGGCCUCGGCCUCAGCGUUCGUGGGGGCCUCGAGUUCGGCUGUGGGCUCUUCAUCUCCCACCUCAUCAAAGGGGGUCAGGCAGACAGUGUUGGGCUCCUGGUAGGGGAUGAGAUCGUCCGGAUCAAUGGAUAUUCCAUCUCCUCCUGCACCCACGAGGAGGUCAUCAACCUCAUCCGCACCAAGAAGACUGUGUCCAUUAAAGUGAGACACAUUGGCCUGAUUCCCGUGAAGAGCUCUCCUGAUGAACCCCUCAAAUGGCAGUAUGUGGAUCAGUUUGUGUCAGAAUCUGAGGGGGCGCGGAGCAGCCUGGGCUUCCCCGGCAGUCGGGACAACAAGGAGAAGAAGGUCUUCAUCAGCCUGGUGGGAUCCCGGGGCCUUGGCUGCAGCAUUUCCAGCGGGCCCAUCCAGAAACCUGGCAUCUUUAUCAGCAAUGUGAAGCCUGGUUCCCUGUCUGCCGAGGUGGGGUUGGAGACAGGGGACCAGAUUGUCGAAGUCAAUGGCAUCGACUUCUCCAACCUGGACCACAAGGAGGCCGUCAACGUGCUGAAGAGUAGCCGCAGCCUGACCAUCUCCAUUGUAGCUGGAGCUGGCCGAGAGCUGUUCCUGACGGACCGGGAGCGGCUGGAGGAGGCACGGCAGCGCGAGCUACAGCGGCAGGAGCUUCUCAUGCAGAAGCGGCUGGCAAUGGAGUCCAACAAGAUCCUCCAGGAGCAGCAGGAGAUGGAGCGACAAAGAAAAAAGGAAAUUGCCCAGAAGGCAGCAGAGGAGAAUGAAAGAUACCGGAAGGAGAUGGAACAGAUUGUGGAAGAGGAGGAGAAGUUUAAGAAGCAGUGGGAAGAAGACUGGGGCUCAGAGGAACAGCUGCUCUCAUCUAAAACCAUCACCGCCGAGGUGCAUCCAGUACCCCUUCGCAAGCCUAAGUCCUUUGGGUGGUUUUAUCGUUACGAUGGCAAGUUCCCAACCAUCCGGAAGAAAGGAAAGGAUAAGAAGAAAGCCAAGUAUGACAGCCUGCAAGAGUUGAGAAAGAAUAAGAAGGAACUAGAGUUUGAGCAAAAGCUUUACAAAGAGAAAGAGGAAAUGCUGGAAAAGGAAAAACAACUGAAGAUCAACCGGCUGGCCCAGGAGGUGUCUGAGACAGAGCGGGAAGACCUUGAGGAAUCGGAAAAGAUUCAAUAUUGGGUGGAAAGGCUCUGUCAGACGCGCCUUGAGCAGAUUUCCUCUGCUGAUAAUGAGAUUUCAGAGAUGACCACGGGGCCCCCGCCUCCCCCACCUUCUGUGUCUCCCCUGGUCCCACCCCUGAGACGCUUCGCAGGCGGGCUGCACCUCCACACCACUGACCUGGAUGACAUCCCCUUGGACAUGUUCUACUAUCCCCCUAAGACUGCCUCUGCCUUUCCUGUGAUGCCCCACCCCCCACCCUCCAACCCAUCCCCCAAGAUCCCCGCACCCCCUGUCCUUCCCUCAUCAGGCCGCUUGAGUGCCUCCUCUUCACCCUGGGUGCAACGCACUCCACCCCCCAUUCCCAUCCCUCCCCCACCAUCUAUUCCCACCCAAGACCUGACUCCUACGCGCCCGCUACCCUCGGCACUGGAAGAGGCCCUGGGCAACCACCCCUUCCGCACUGGGGAUGCAGGAAAUCCAACAGAGGACCGGGAAGCAAAGAACCAUAGCGGGAAGCCUACUAAUUCCCCUGUCCCUGAACGGAGCUUCCCACCCACCCCAAAGACAUUUUGCCCAAGCCCACAGCCUCCACGAGGCCCUGGCGUGUCCACCAUCUCCAAACCUGUCAUGGUCCACCAGGAGCCCAACUUCAUCUACAGGCCAGCUGUGAAAUCCGAGGUCCUGCCACAGGAGAUGUUGAAGAGGAUGGUGGUUUAUCAGACCGCGUUCAGACAAGAUUUCCGGAAAUAUGAGGAAGACUUUGACCCCUACUCCAUGUUCACCCCAGAGCAGAUCAUAGGGAAGGAUGUCCGGCUCCUGCGCAUUAAGAAGGAGGGAUCCUUAGAUCUGGCCCUGGAAGGCGGUGUGGACUCCCCGAUUGGGAAGGUGGUCGUCUCGGCUGUGUAUGAGGGGGGAGCUGCGGAGCGGCAUGGUGGCAUUGUGAAAGGGGAUGAGGUCAUGGCGAUCAAUGGCAAGACUGUGACGGACUACACCCUGGCUGAGGCAGAGGCCACCCUGCAGAAGGCCUGGAGUCAGGGGGGCCUCUCCCCACAGGACUGGAUCGACCUCGUCGUUGCCGUCUGUCCCCCCAAGGAGUAUGAUGACGAGUUCUCUUCUCUUCCCUCCUCUGCAGCCGAAAGCCCCCAGCCGGUCCGAAAGUUCCUUGAAGACCGUGCUCCCGUGCAUAGACACGGGCUCCUCCUGCAGCUGGAGCCACAGGACCUUCUUCUGAAGUGCAGAAGGAGAAGGCAAAUUCACCCCUGGAAGUCAGCGAGCUCUGGACUCACCCAAACACAAAGCCUGGAACCAGCCUUGGGAGAUGCCAGCCUGUAGGCAUCCUUGAAACCUACGGCCAGCACCCAGGGAUGUCAGACUCCCGCCGGCCCUGAAGUAGGGCUCCGGAAGUAACCCCGCAGGCCACUCCUCUGACGGCCACCAUGGAGGGAGGAAGUAGCCAUUCUGAAGAGGGCCCCUGGGAUGCAGACUCUCAUUUCUUCUCCCAGCCCUGUGAACUUGGUUUCUCCCAACACUGGGACACUACCCCCUUGAAUUUGAACAGGCCUUGAAUCCUGGGUUUCUCUCCCCUCCCUCUCCUCUUGCUUCUGCUAAUUUCUGCCACAAACCUUCCUCCAAACUCAUUAACAAAAUA